Tyto alba (common barn owl) is the source of this 3996-nucleotide messenger RNA. RefSeq names its product Fas binding factor 1 (gene FBF1). Bases 413 to 3883 code for a protein of 1156 amino acids. NCBI's taxonomy places the organism in Eukaryota, Metazoa, Chordata, Aves, Strigiformes, Tytonidae. Gene Ontology annotation, biological process: establishment of epithelial cell polarity; cilium assembly. Gene Ontology annotation, cellular component: ciliary basal body; centriole; ciliary transition fiber. The transcript has 31 exons. The record is from RefSeq and is a predicted model, not a curated record.
CGGGGAGGGGUGUCGCAGCCAUCGGGCACCUCGUACCGCCCGAGCUUUUCCCGCAAAGUCCGGCGGGGGGCGGGGGGGGAGCAGAGCCGCUGGGCCCCCGCUGCCGGGGGCUGUAGUUCGCGGCCUUCCCCGGAGCCCGCCGGGGACUACAUUUCCCAUCGCCCCGCGCAGGGAAGGGAAAGGCCGGGCCGGGCCUUCCCAGGCCAGGCCGGGCCUUCCCGGGCCGGGCCGGGCCUUCCCGGGCCGGGGGAGCCGCGGCCUCCUCGGGGGAGUCUCCCCCGCGGCUACAGGGACGGGACGCUGUAGGAGGUUGGUGUGGAUGUGAUUGAUGGUGUUAAAACACCCUGCAACGUGGAGGUGAGAAGAAUCUGUAAACACCCUUGCCAGAGCAGGGGAAGGCUGGGACUCUGCGAUGGCUACAAAACCCAAGAAAAGUAUAAGAGACUCCAUUGAUGAUGUGCUUGGUGACCUCCUGGGAUACGAUGAUGAAAGCCCUGUUAAAUCUGCCAGAACUUCCAAGCUGGCCGGGGGCAGCGUUGGGAAAGCCCGGGGCACCAGCUCACAGGCCAGCAAGAAGUCCUUUCUAGAGGAUGAUUUCUUCAGUAAACUCCAUGCAGAGGACAUUGAAGCUGCAGAGGGAUCCAGUGCCUCUGACACAGACCCACAAGCUCUGCUGCAGACCCUGAAGGAUAUGGAUGACAUGGAAGCUGAUCUCCUGGGAAUAUCAAAACCCAGUUCUGGGCCAGGAAAGACAACCAUGAACGGUCCUGGGAAAUGUGACUCCUCGGGAGGAACAGUAAAAGCUGCAGGGAAGCUGCCAGCUCCUGAGAAAGGAGAGUCUGUACCUGCGAUGGAAAAGAAGCCACUCUCAUCAUCCCCUGCUUCCCGACAGUACAAGAAAUUUAACUUUGAAGAUGAUCCUUUGUCAGGGCUUUUGUCUGAUGAAGAGCGGAAUGCUCCCAAGAAGCAAGCUCCAACAGGCACUAAAAGCAGCUCUGAGAAAAAAACAGAACAGAGCAAAGAGAAAGAGCCACCCCCACCCCAGACGCCCCUGCAUGUGGUGGCCCCAGUCCGGAGGAGGGAAGAGCUCACGUUUGAAGAUGAUGGUGACGACCUGAUGGAUGCACUGGGAUUUGGCAAUGGCCCGAAAGGAGAUGAGAAGCAGGGAAAGAAGGCAGAAGAAGAGGAGCUCCGGCCAGCCCGCUCCAAGCUAGACGAGUUGCUGGGACGAGGCUCUGUGGCCAAAAUCCUGGAACAGCCAAGUGUGGGAGAGUGUAAGGAGUUCAAACUGGACAAGAAGUACCAAAAGCAACCGGAGAAGGAAGAGGGUUGGGACAAGGAAGAUUUUGUCUUUGGAGCCUAUCAGCCCACAGUGGCCUCCACGCUUGAGGGCCGGCCAUCGAGGAGGCAGUCUGUGAGCAGGUUUUCAGCUGAGAACAGCAGUGAACUGAAACCAGAGCCCCGCUCCAAACCUCCUCCUCCAGCCAACCGGAGCCCUGUGCGGGGCAGCAGGGCUGGAGGCGACUGGUUGGGCUUGAAAGAUGAGGAUUUUAUGGACUCGGAGCCACCGUCUCCAGUGAAGGCCAGUCCUGCACUGAGCUACCCCAGCCCUGCUGCAGCUGGGCGGCCCAGCCCCACCAGCCAGCUCCCAAAUGCAGAGGAGGCAGCACCUAAACCCGACCCACUGGAGGAGGAGAACUGGCUGAGCGCUGCCUUGUCUCGCAAAAAAGCACAGGCAAAGGCCCAGGAGAAAAAUACCAAGCCCUCGGAGGCCCCAGGUGAAGGACUGGAUCCUCACUCUCCUGUCAGCCAGCCAGCAGUCCCCACAGGAGCACCACAGCAGGCAGCUGCCCCGCAGGACAAGGCAGCGAGCGCAGACGGCUCUGGGCAGCUGGUCCCUUGGCUCAGCACCACGAAACAAGCCUCAGCUCACCCGUUGGAGGCUGCGAAGGGGGACCCCUCCAGAGAUGCCAGUGCCUUGGCCUUGUUCCCAGGAGAGCAGGAGAUGCAGGGCCCUGUCCCGCUCACCCAGGUUACCACGCCCAGGGCGCAUCUCCAGGCCGUGCCCCAGCUGCAGGCAGACUCCCCAGCCCUGGGCUUGCUGCGUGAGAGGAGGUUGGGGGCUCCCACUGCCCGGCUCUGCGAGGAUGUGACGGGCUGUCAGGCAGCGCUGCUCAGUGCCCAGGCCCGCGUGGCAGAGCUGGAGAGCCAGGUCCGGACACUGGAGCUGGAACGGACACAGCACAAACUGUUGCUGGAGAGUCUCCAGCAGCGGCACCAGGAGGACUUGGAUCUUCUCGAGAGCGCCCACAGGAGCCGGGUGAAGGUGGUGGAGGAGACCUAUGGGCAGCGGGAGGAGAGGCUGCGGCAGGAGAAGGAGCAGCUGGCAGCUCAGCUCCUUUCGCAGAGCAAGGACGCGGAGCAGGCGCGGGCAGAGCUGCUGGGGCAGCACCAGCAGCACUUGGCUGCGCUGGAGCAGCAAAGCACACUGGAGCUGGAGCGGCUGCGAGAGCUGCAGAGGGUGUCUGUCCAGGAGAUGCGCAAAGACCACGCAGAGCAGCUCGAGCGGCUGAAGCGGCUGAAAGACCAGGAGAUUGAUGCGGUGACCAGCGCCACUUCGCACACCAGGACUCUGAAUGGCGUCAUCGAGCAGAUGGAGAAGUUCUCCAGUGACCUGCACGACCUCUCGCACAAGGUGGAGGCCACACACCACACUACCUCCCAGGAGCUGGCCAUGGAGGCACGGCAGCGGGACAAGCAGCUCAAGGUGCUCCAGGACAGCCUGUUGCAGCAGCAGCGGGACAUGGAGGAGGAGCGGAGUCGACUCCAGGAGGUGAUCAGUAAAAUGGAGGCUAGGCUGAAUGAGCAGACUCGGCUGCUGGAGCAGGAGCGGUGGAGGGUGACAGCAGAGCACUCCAAAGUGGAAUCACUGCAGCACUCGCUGGAGGAGCAGCGGCGAGUCAUGACUCAGAAGCUCUCCAUAGAGCGAGCAGAGAUGGAGAGGGCAAAGAGUGCUUUGCUGGAGGAGCAGAAGUCGGUGAUGCAGAAGUGCGCGGAGGAGCGACGGAAGCUGGCGGCCGAGUGGGCUGAAUUUCACACCCAGCAGCAGCUGAGCAAGGAGCGGAUGGAGCGUGACAUGGACCGAGCCCUGCAGAGAGACUCCCAGAGAGAGGGCACCAUCAUGAGCCUGGCCAAGGAGCAGGCAGAGCUGAAGAUCCGGAGCCAUGAGCUGAAAGCCAGGGAGGAGCAGCUGGCGAGGGACAGGGAGCUGCUGGACGAGGCCUGGAAAGAGCUGAAGCUGGAGAAAGAGAAGGUGAAUGGAGCUGUGCUGCGUGUCCAGCAGCAGGAGGAGGAGAUUAAAAGCACGACCAAGCUCUCAUCCCAGAAGUAUGAGGAAGGGGAGCGAGCCCUGCGGGAGGCAUGUAGAAUAGAGUCCGAGCACCAGACCAGGCUGCAGGUCAUGCAGCAGCACUUGGAGCAGCUGAAGCAGCAGGAACAGCAUCUCCACCAGGAGCGGCUGAGCAUGGCUCACCAGAGGAGACAGCUCGAACAGCUACGCAAGGAGCUGCCCACCAACCCUGUCAUGCUGCUGACUGCAGACCAGGACUUGAGCACCCCUAUGAAAGGCCUCUCCAGCAUGCUGUUUCCUGUAACAGCAGCACCACCACACAGUCGGGCUCUUGUUCCAGGCUUUCCGCCUCCCAUCAGGAGCCCGGGGGAUGGCAGAGGAACCCUGGCCAUGGCUGGCGCCACCGAGCUCUACGCCAAACUGCUGCUGCUGAAGCACAGAGCCCAGCAGGACCACGAUUUCUUAGAGGAUGAGCAAUUUUUCCUGGAGACCCUGAAGAAAGCAUCCUACAACACUUCAUCUCUGUCAGACUGAGGAGGUGGCAUCCCCAAGCGCUACCCAAGGGAUGGCUGUGUCCUUCCUAGCAGGAGGCUGCUGUGCCUUCCACAGAGGGGAGGAAAACAAAGAAUAAAUAGUUCCUCAACUAA